UCUUUUCUUUUCUUUUCUUUCUUUCUUUCUUUGGUCAGUGGUCAGGGAAUAGAGAUCUUAAGAAAAGACAGGCGGGGGGAGGGGAAGUCCUUGGGGAGGGGAACCGGGACUGCAAGGCGUCAGGAAAGGCAGGUGGUGCUUCCGUGCUCAGGGAACAGCAGAGAGGCUAAGGGGCUGAAAUGGAAUGGAGUGGGGUGUAGUGGUGGGGGAGGCCAGAGAUCUUUGGGGGCCAUGGAGAAGACUUUGGAUUUUUUGUUUUUUAAUGUGAUGGGAGAUUUUGGAGGGUUAUGAGUGGGGAGUGACAAAAUUUGGCCCUUCUGUUCGUGUACUUCAAGGCACUGGGGCACAGUGGAACAUGAAUUGGCAGAGAGAAUUGGCUGUGCCAGCCAGUUUGACCCUGGGGAGGUCAUUUACCCAGUCAGUGCCCCAGUUUCUACUCUAAAAUGAAGAAACUGGAUUAUAUGAGUAAUUCACUAGAAUCGUUUUCAUGGCCAAUUAUGAUUCUCAGAUCUUAAAAUAGUUAUUAAACAUCCACAUGUAUUGGCAGCAGUUGUUGACUAUGGGGAAGAGGAGACCCUCCCCUUCCCACUUUCUGCUCAGACUUUGGAACUUCCCUGUCUCCGCCCUGAGCCUUUCCCCUGAGCCUCACCCCUGCCUCUGAGUAGGUGUGUGUAUAGUGGUGUUUCACUGUCUUUUCAACCUGCAUUUCUCGGGUUACUACAGUAGAUGAGCAAGUCUGUGUAUUUACAUUGUCCAUUGGCAUUUACUCUCUGUUGAAGUGCCUGUUUGGAUAUUUUUCCUUCUUUUCUCAAUUAGAAAAAUUUCUUACUUAUUUUUAAAAGAUACAUAUAUUCUGAAUCAAACUCAUUGUCCCUGUAUGCUUUGCAGAUACUUGUUUGUACUUGGUGGCUUGUCUUUUUUUUUUUUUUUUUUUUUAUGGUGGUGGUAAAAUACACAUAAAAUUUACCAUUGUAACCAUUUUAAAUUGUAUGGAUCAGUGGCAGUAAGUACAUUCGUCAUGUUGUGCAACAAUUACCACUGUCUGGUUCCAAAGCUUUUCAUCACCCCUAACAGGAACCUUGAGAAAGUUCUGUGUGCACUUAGGAAGAAUGUGUAUCCUGGUGCUUUUGGAUGGAAUGUUCUGUAAAUAUCUGUUAAGUUUAUUUGGUCUAUUUAAGGCUGAUGUUCUCUUAUUGAUUUUCUGUCUGGAUGCAAGUAGGGUAUUAAAGACCCCUAUUAUUAUUGUAUAUUUCUAUCUUUAGGUCUGUUAAUAUUUGCCUUCUAUAUUUAGGUGCUUCUAUGUUGGGUGCAUGAAUAUUUACAAAUGUUAUAUCCUUUUGUUGGAAUGACCCCUUUGUCAUGAUGUAAUGCCCUUUUUUGAUUCUUAUUACAGUUUUUGUUUUAAACUCUGUUUUUUCUGGGGCACCUGGGUGGCUCCAUCGAUUGAACGACUGACUUUGGCUCAAGUCAUGAUGUCACAGUUCUCGAUUUCAGGCCCCACAUCGGGCUCGCUGCUAUCAACACAGAGCCUGCUUUGGAUCCUCUGUCCCCAUCUCCCUGCCCUGCCCUGCUUGCACUCUCUCUCUCAAAAAUAAAUAAACAUUUUUAAAAAGUCCAUUUUUUCUGAUGUGUGUAUAGCUACCCCAACAUUCUUUUGGUUUCCAUUUGCAUGGAAGAUCUUUUUCUAUUCCUUCACUUUUAGUCUGUUUGUGCCUUUUACAUCUAAAGGAGUCUCAGGGCACCUGGGUAGUUGAGCAUCUGACUCUUGAUUUCUGUUCAGGUCAUGGUCUCAUGGUUUGUGGGAUCGAGCCCUAAAUUGGGCUCUGCACUGACAGCAAGGAGCCUGCUUGGGAUUCUCUCUCUCCCUCUCUCUCUGCCCCUCCCCUGUUCUCUCUCUCUUUCUCUCAAAAUAAAUAAGUAAACAACAAAAAAAUGAAUCUUUUGGCCUUAGUCACUGACCCACCUCUGAGGACUCAGCAGCACCACCCUUGAGCCCCCUUGCUUCCCAGUGCUCUGUCCCGCAUGCCAACCUUCUCUCACCACCACCUUCCGUGGGCCGUUUCCACCAAGGGAAAGGGAUUGUAUCUUAUGUCUGCUAUCUGGAAUCUCCACUCUUUUGGCCCCUUUGCUGAUGCAAGUAAGGGUGAUAAUCUGUUUCCUGCUAAAGAUUAUAUCCAUAAGCAUUCAUCGGAGAAUAGCAGCAGAAAAAUCCAGGGGAUUGCUGAUGCUUAUGAUAAAAAGAAACUAGUGAAGGUCUUUAAGAAGAAAUUUGCCUGUAACAGUACUAUAAUUGAGCAUCCAGAACAUGGAGAAGUAAUUCAGCUACAGGGUGACCAGCACGAGGACGUAUGCCAAUUCAUAGAGAUUGGACUGGCUGAGGACGACCAGCUGAAGGUUCAUGGCUGUAAGUGCUUUUGGCUCACUGAAGCUUUAGUGAGGAUUUCCUCACAAUGAGUAGAAUUUGCCUUCUGUCCCUUGUCACCAGUUUAAAAAUCUCACAGCUUAUGUAAUGUACCCAUUUUGGAUCCACUUUUAACUUGGACUAGUGUUACUCCUUCAUGCAAUGAACUGAAAAGAGCCAAAAAGAAAAAAAAAAAAAAGACUGUAUCUCUUAUAGGCAGCAUAUAAAUGGGUCUUUUUUUUUUUUUUUUUCCUUAUCCAUAUAGCCACUCUGGGUCUUUUGAUUG
Acinonyx jubatus (cheetah) is the source of this 2687-nucleotide messenger RNA. RefSeq names its product eukaryotic translation initiation factor 1-like. Gene Ontology annotation, biological process: translational initiation. The coding region runs from base 2023 to 2454 and encodes 143 amino acids. The transcript has a single exon. NCBI's taxonomy places the organism in Eukaryota, Metazoa, Chordata, Mammalia, Carnivora, Felidae. Gene Ontology annotation, cellular component: eukaryotic 43S preinitiation complex. The record is from RefSeq and is a predicted model, not a curated record. Gene Ontology annotation, molecular function: RNA binding; ribosomal small subunit binding; translation initiation factor activity.